AUGUAUCUAUAUAAUCUUACUAUACAAAAGCCAACAUCUAUAUAUCAUUCAAUUGUUGGUAAUUUCUCUGGUACCAAACAGAUCGAGAUAUUGGUUUCACAUGGCAGAUCUCUAGAGUUGCUCAGACCCGAUGAGACCAAUGGUAAGAUCACAUCGGUACUCUACACAGAGGUCUUUGGUUUGAUUCGUUCGAUUGCGCCAUUCAGAUUGACAUCUGGCACCAAAGACUAUAUCAUCAUCGGUUCGGAAUCGGGUCGUGUCGUCAUUCUCGAGUACAACCCAAACAAGAAUCGCUUCGAAAAAGUACAUCAAGAGACAUUCGGUCGUACCGGUUGUCGUCGUAUCGUACCAGGUCAAUAUCUAGCUACUGAUCCACGUGGUCGUGCAUUCAUGAUAGGUGCAAUUGAAAAACAGAAAUUAGUAUAUAUUUUAAAUAGAGAUUCAGCUGCUCGUUUGACUAUAUCUUCACCGUUGGAAGCACACAAGUCACACACUAUUUUGUUUGCAAUGUGUGGUGUCGAUGUCGGAUUUGAAAAUCCAAUUUUCGCCACACUUUCGGUAGACUAUAGCGAUGAUACCGAUCUCGAGGAGAUGGAAGACAAUCACAGUAAGAUGAUGUUGACUUUCUACGAGUUGGACCUGGGAUUGAACAACGUAGUCAGAAAAUGGAGUGAGGAGGUCGAGUCGAGUUCGAACUUGCUGAUGACGGUGCCAGGUGGAAGCGACGGUCCCGGUGUGAUGGAUCUCGUCAACGAGGAGCAACCUCAGAUUUACGCUCUCACCGGUGUCGCUGACCGCUCGGCUAUGCGCGUUCUCCGCUAUGGUUUGCCCAUUGCCCAGAUUGCGGGAACACCACUACCAGGUAUCCCCUCUGGUUUAUGGACUAUUCCUCGUUCACAAGAGGAUUCUAUCGAUAAGUAUAUUGUUGUUUCCUUCAUUGGAUCGACUUUGGUACUCUCCGUCGGUGAGACUGUAGAGGAGGUAGUCGAUUCCGGUAUUUUGGCAACGACUACAUCGAUUCUCGUCAGACCGAUCGGUGCCGAUUCAAUCAUUCAGGUAUUCCCACAUGGAAUUAGACAUAUCAAGGGUGAUCGUAGAAUCAACGAGUGGCGUGCACCCGGAAGAAAGACUAUCUCUCUGGCAACUUCGAAUGCCACCCAAGUCGUUAUCGCACUCGGUGGUGGUGAAGUCAUCUAUUUCGAGUUGGACGCAGCUGGUAAUCUCUCAGAGGUUGCCAAGAAGGAGUUCCGUCGUGAGAUCUCUGCAUUGGAGAUUGCUCCAGUGCGAAAGGGAAGACAAAUGGCGAGAUUCGUGGCGAUCGGCGAUUGGGAAGGACCUGUGCGUGUUCUCUCGCUGGACAAAGACAAUCUUCUCAACCAAGUAUCGGUUUUAGACACUGAAAGAAUGCAUAUUGAAUCGCUCAUGAUGAAUGAGAUGACCAUCGGCGUGGAGAUGCCAGAGGGAACCGCAAGCAGCAGCAGCGCCAUUGCCAAACAACAGCAACUACAAAAUCAAAGUAAUCAAGUUCUCUUUUUAAAUGUCGGUUUGAAGAAUGGUGUUAUGAAACGUGCGGUUGUCGAUCCGAUCACAGGAGAGUUGUCCGACACCAGAACCAGACUGCUCGGAAGAAAACCAGUCAAGUUCUCACGUGUCAAAUUAAAGAGUGGCAAUGCUGUGCUUGCGUUGUCCAGUCGUGUCUGGUUGUGCUAUGUCAACCAAGGACGAUACGAUAUGGUUCCAGUUUCAGUGGAACCGCUUGACAAUGCCUCUGGUUUCAGUUCGGAACACUGUCCCGACGGUAUUGUUGCCACCAGUGAAAACAACCUAAAGAUCUUUGUCAUUGAGAAACUCAGUGAGAAAUUCAAUCAAGUCAACGUGCCCUAUAAGUGCACACCAAGAAGAUUCGUAGUGCAUCCACAGACACACUAUAUUGUAUCAAUAGAGACAGAACACAACUAUUUAAAUGAAUUGCCAACACCCAAAGAGAAUGGUAGUAAUAAAAUGGCAGAGGACAAAGAUCCAGAGGUGAAACGUGAAGGUGACGAUAUGGACUAUGAAGUCGAUCAGUUUAGUUUGAAUCAAAACGAUAAACCACCGAAAGCUGGCGAUGGCAAGUGGUUGUCCUAUAUUAGAGUACUCGAGCCAGUCAGCUAUAGAACUUUGGAUUUGGUGAAAUUGGAUCAAGACGAAGCUGCCUACUCGCUGGCAACAUGCAUCUUCCACGACCGUGAAGGUGAGGUAUUCUUGGCGGUCGGUUGCGGCAAAGGCGUACAACUGAAUCCUCGCAAGGUUGAAUCGGCAUCGAUCCAUCUCUAUCGUUUCACAAACAACGGACAAACACUGCAACUCGUCUACAAGACCGAAGUAGAGGAAGUUCCCUAUGCCAUUUCUCACUUCCAAGGUCGUCUGUUGGUCGGUAUCGCCAACCAGCUGAGAAUCUACGAGAUGGUCAAUCAUAUCUCAAAGACAUCGCUCUCCGUUGGUGGACCGGAAGUUCUUGUCUAUGCAACGCUGAACGGCACGAUCGGUGCGCUGGUGCCAUUCGUAUCGAGAGAGGACGUCGAUUUCUACACCUCGCUGGAACUUCAGAUGCGUCAAGAGAACCCACCACUCUGUGGACGUGAUCAUCUCGCCUAUCGUUCCUACUACUUCCCAGUGAAGAAUGUCAUCGAUGGUGAUCUCUGUGAACAAUACAUCAGCUUGGAUCCAACCAAACAACAAUCGAUCGCCGAAGAACUCUCCAGGUCACCAUCAGAGAUUUUAAAGAAACUCGAAGAUUUAAGAUCAUCUAAAUUAUAUUAA
Molecule: messenger RNA, 2802 nt
Organism: Heterostelium album PN500
Lineage: Eukaryota; Evosea; Eumycetozoa; Acytosteliales; Acytosteliaceae
Gene: sf3b3
Product: CPSF domain-containing protein
Exons: 4
Coding region: 1-2802 (933 amino acids)
Biological process (GO): mRNA splicing, via spliceosome
Cellular component (GO): U2 snRNP; nucleus
Molecular function (GO): protein binding; U2 snRNA binding
Source: RefSeq, a predicted model, not a curated record